Molecule: messenger RNA, 1440 nt
Organism: Dendrobium catenatum
Lineage: Eukaryota; Viridiplantae; Streptophyta; Magnoliopsida; Asparagales; Orchidaceae
Product: protein WHAT'S THIS FACTOR 1 homolog, chloroplastic
Exons: 3
Coding region: 47-1381 (444 amino acids)
Molecular function (GO): RNA binding
Source: RefSeq, a predicted model, not a curated record
GCAUUUGAUCUGCAGUCUCUCUCUCUCUCUCAGAGCUUCCAGCGGAAUGCUCUCCCUACGCCAGUAUCUUUCCUCCUCGCAACUAGUACCCAAAACCCUAAAUCCUCGAAUACAUCCCAUCUAUAAGCGACUCCACCGCUCCAUGGGUGUCUCCAGCCUCAAGGUGGCAUGGCGCAAGGACGCCACACUAGACGCUGCCAUCGAGCGCGACAAACGCUUCCGCCUCUGCUCGCGAGUCGUCCGCGAGGUCCUCAACGAGCCCGGUCACCGGAUUCCCCUCCGCUAUCUUGAGAAGCGCCGCGAGCGCCUCAGACUCCCCUUCCGGGCUAAGACCUUCCUCUCACGCUUUCCCAACCUUCUCGAACUCUACCCCGACCGCAUCAAGCCCUCUUCCCCUCCCGUCCCCUUCCUCCGUCCCUCCCCCCGCCUACUCUCCUUUCUCUCACUGCAGUCCUCCAUCUAUUCACACCUCGAGCCUCUCGUCCUCUCCAAGGUCUGCAAGCUUCUCAUGAUGUCCCGCCACCGCGCCCUCCCUGCACACAAGCUUUUUUCUGUCAAGCGCGACUUCGGCCUUCCCGACGACUUUCUUGUUUCUCUCGUUGGACGCCACCCCCAUCUCUUCCGUCUUGUUGGGGCUGGAGGAGACCACCUGGAACUCGUCUCUUGGCCGGAAGAGUACGCCAGAUCGGUCAUCGAGCAUCGCGCAGACGAAGAGUCCCGCAUCAUCGGCGUUCGCAUGCGGCCCAACUUUGCCAUUCGCCUCCCCAAGGGUUUCUACCUCCGCCGUGAAAUGCGGGAGUGGACACGGGAUUGGCUUGAAAUUCCCUACAUCUCACCUUAUGAAGAUGCCUCCAGGUUGCACCCGGCCUCACCGGAGAUGGAGAAGAGGAAUGUGGCAGUCUUCCAUGAGUUGCUUUCACUAUCAGUUUUAAGGAGGAUGGCCGUGCCGGUUGUGGGCAAGUUCUCUGAGGAGUACCGCUACUCCAAUGAAUUUGCUAACACGUUCACCAGGCACCCCGGGAUUUUCUAUGUCUCCCUGAAAGGCGGGAUCAAGACUGCGAUGCUCAGGGAGGCUUAUGAUGAACACGGGGAGCUGGUGGACAGGGAUCCCUUCCUGCAAAUUAAGGAUAAGUUUAUGGAAAUGAUGGAGGAGGGGCACAGGGAAUGGAUGGAGAGGAUCAGGAAUAAGAGGGAGGCUGUUCAGAAGGAUUUGGAGUUGAUGGCGAGGAAGAAUGCUGAGCUGUCUGUCGGCGAUUAUGAAACUUGUACUGAUGGAAGAUCACAGCAGGUGAAAAGCAGUACCGAUGGAAACAAUGAUGAGUGGCAGUCCGAGGAUGAUGUGCAGGAUCUGAAUCAUCUAGGAAUCAGCAAUCAGUCCUAGACGAAGCAAGAAUCAGUUGCUCAGAAAGAAGAUUUGACUCUGAAGAAAUUGAACAGAGA